ACAGGCUGUUCUCAGUCGUGGAGGGAAGCUAACAGCAACCACCGUAACUAGCUACAUGUGGAGGGUGAAACGGGAGACAAACCCGAUCCAUACUGUGUCAAGCAAUCGUCGACCUUGAACGAAAAUAAGGAUUAUAUCUGUUUACAAUGAAAGGUAGCCGGAUCGAGUUGGGGGAUGUUACGCCCCACAACAUUAAGCAGUUGAAACGACUGAACCAAGUCAUCUUCCCUGUCAGCUACAACGACAAGUUUUACAAAGAUGUGCUGGAAGUUGGAGAACUCGCAAAGCUAGCAUACUUCAAUGACAUAGCGGUGGGAGCUGUAUGCUGCAGAGUGGACCACUCCCAGAAUCAGAAAAGACUGUACAUCAUGACGCUCGGCUGUCUAGCACCUUACCGUAGACUUGGAAUUGGUACAAAGAUGUUGAAUCAUGUGCUAAACAUCUGUGAGAAGGACGGCACUUUUGACAACAUUUACCUUCACGUGCAGAUCAGCAACGAGUCAGCCAUCGACUUUUAUCAGAAGUUUGGCUUUGAGAUCAUCGAAACAAAAAAGAAUUACUACAAGAGAAUAGAGCCAGCGGAUGCCCAUGUGUUGCAGAAAAGCCUGCGCAGCCCCACUGCUGCUCCCACCAGAGAGCUGCAGAAGACAGAAUAGGGGAGUACAGCUUUCUGAAAGCACAGAGAUGUACUGCUCCCCACAGAAACAGAACUGUGAAAUACGCUGAGCGUCAACACUUUGUUCAAAACUACAAAUUGCAAAUGGGCCUCAUUUUUUUCCUCAUAUUUUAAUGCUCCCCGUACAGUUCAAAAUACCCGGACAAAGUUCCAAAAGUUCAGUUGGUGAUAAAUUUGCAGGAGGGUUUUAGAUUUGGUGGUGUUGAAGAUGGUGGUGUUUACAAGAACAAGUUCUUUUUGGGUUGUUUUUAUGCAGUUCUAAAAAAAUUGCUGGUUUCUAUUCUUGUGUGGGAAAAUGUUGAUUUGAAGCAUGAUUGACAUAGUUCCAGAAAUCGCCAUCAGUUCUGGGACAAACAAGAACAAGACCUGUGUUGAAUAUCUGAGGGCACAAGAAACGGUUUUAAGCUGAUGCAAAGAAGUAGAUGACCUUAUUUCUGGCAAACAUUUCUGGUCAUUCGAAAACCUAUUCAAAGUGUUGAUUUUAAUUUUGACUUUGCUACAGCACAUGGUUCAGCGGUUCCCCUGGGUUUGAGUGAAAACCAAUCGGAAACGCUGAACAUGGAAUUGCAACUGUAAGAGUUUCUUCUGAACCGAGACAUCUUGUAUACCUUUGGCAUCUUAUGCAACCUUGUCAAAAUCAGCUUCUCGUCAGGGUGAGCAUUGGGCCUUAACUAUUGACACCUUGUUCCUCAAGUUCACGUUAACAACGGAGGUGUACCAGAAGAAACUCUGACGCCAAUGCAUGUGUAGAGGCUCAAGUUCUCUAUUGUAGUAUAAGCAUGUUUUUCUUUUCUUUGAAGAAUUUUAUCUUUUCUGGAGCUCUAUAUUGUAAGACUUUUUAACGUCUAAAUAAAGGAAUUACUAUUUGCA
This is a messenger RNA of Synchiropus splendidus (mandarinfish), 1546 nucleotides long. RefSeq names its product N-alpha-acetyltransferase 50, NatE catalytic subunit (gene naa50). Gene Ontology annotation, molecular function: acyltransferase activity, transferring groups other than amino-acyl groups. The transcript has 5 exons. Gene Ontology annotation, biological process: mitotic sister chromatid cohesion. NCBI's taxonomy places the organism in Eukaryota, Metazoa, Chordata, Actinopteri, Syngnathiformes, Callionymidae. The record is from RefSeq and is a predicted model, not a curated record. Gene Ontology annotation, cellular component: NatA complex. Bases 147 to 656 code for a protein of 169 amino acids.